AAAUAAUAUUAUUUUUAUGCACAACAAAGAUUCCUUCGCUAUUUUGAAAAAUUUGUACUUGAAACAGCUCAAACGGGUAGGGGUUCUCUCCAGUGAGAAUUUCACUGGAUUUCCUCCAGUUUUAAUCUCCACCCUUCAAUAUUUAUAUUUUUAAAUUUUAAUAUUAAUUGUUUUGAUUUGAGUGGUGAAAAUUCCACUGGACCUCUCACCUCAUGGGAGAGGAUCCAGUCCCAGCUCAAACAAGUUUUUGUUUCCUUUAUGUCAGAAAAAUAUCCAAAUGGUAAUGGAAUCGUGUGCGGCAGCCUGUAAACUCGCUGUCUCUCUCUGUCCAUUAUUACAACAAUCGCACCCACAUUCACAAACACGUGUCACAAACCGACCCAAUAAACGGUCCAGUCCGGUCCAAUAAGCCCGGUCUAAUUUUUACAACGAAGCGAAUCAACCGCAAAUAGCACUUUUUCAUUUCUACAUACACUUCACGUACACUUCAAUCCAAUCUCUCUCUCUCUGAAACCGUGCAACGAAUCUAGGUCGCUUUCAUCGGAAUCUCGCGUCGGAAACGACGCCGGAAAUGGCGGAUUUACCGGAGAAUCGCCGGAACUCUUCUUCAAGUUCUUCUAGUUCCAGCGAUAAAUCGGUCAAACUCGAGCCUGAACCAGUUGCCGGAAACGGAAACACUAGCAAGGAAGUUGUGGAUAGUAUCGGUACCGUUUCCAACGGAGUUUCCGUUGUUAAUAACGGUAGUAGUAGUUCUUCAAAAUCAGGCAUUCCUAGCAGGGGGUUGCCCAAAGUGACCACAUUGCCGGUAGAUAUAACCCAUGGAGAUAAAUCGGAGUCAAGUCCAAGUAAGUUUAAGUUGGAAAGGUCAAAAACAGAGAGGCAGAGACAUCUAAGGCCAGAGGAUGCAGCACAAAUUUUUAAUGACAAACUUCCUGUACAGGAAAAGCUUAGAAUUUUGAACAGAAUAGCUACUGUUAAAGAUGACGGAACUGUAGAAUUUGAUGUUCCCAUAGAUGUUGAACCUGAGGCUCUUGGUGGUAGAUCCAAACAUGUAAAUAAUGUUAUUGAUGAUUCACAUUGUGCAACAGACCUUGAUUACAUCCCUCCGUUGAAUAUAGUAAUGCUUAUUGUUGGAACACGAGGAGAUGUACAGCCAUUUGUCGCAAUAGGAAAACGCUUGCAGGAUUAUGGCCAUCGUGUUAGAUUAGCAACACAUUCAAACUUUAAGGAGUUUGUUUUAACAGCUGGCUUGGAGUUUUAUCCGUUAGGGGGAGAUCCGAAAGUCCUUGCCGGAUAUAUGGUUAAAAAUAAGGGCUUUCUGCCAUCGGGACCCUCUGAGAUACCUGUACAGAGAAAUCAAAUGAAAGAAAUUAUUAACUCUCUGCUUCCUGCCUGUAAAGAACCAGAUAUUGAUUCUGGAGUCCUCUUUAAAGCAGAUGCAAUCAUUGCCAAUCCCCCAGCAUAUGGGCAUACCCAUGUCGCAGAGGCCUUAAAAAUUCCAAUUCAUAUUUUUUUCACAAUGCCAUGGACGCCAACAACUGAAUUUCCACACCCUUUGUCUCGUGUAAAGCAACAGGCUGGUUAUAGGCUUUCAUAUCAAAUAGUUGACUCAUUAAUUUGGCUUGGAAUACGAGACAUGAUUAAUGAUCUUAGAAAGAAAAAGUUGAAGCUACGACCAGUCACAUAUUUAAGUGGCUCACAAGGUUCCGAAACUGACAUUCCUCACGCAUAUAUAUGGAGUCCUCAUCUUGUUCCUAAACCAAAAGACUGGGGACCAAAAAUCGAUGUAGUAGGGUUUUGCUUUCUUGAUUUAGCAUCAAACUACGAACCUCCCGAGGACCUUGUAAAAUGGCUUGAAGACGGUGACAAGCCGAUUUAUAUUGGGUUUGGUAGCCUGCCUGUUCAAGAUCCAAAAAAGAUGACACAAAUAAUUGUAGAAGCACUGGAGACCACGGGACAGAGAGGUAUCAUCAGUAAAGGAUGGGGAGGUCUUGGGAAUUUGACAGAACCAAAGGACUCUAUAUACUCGUUGGAUAAUAUUCCACAUGACUGGCUAUUUUUACACUGCAAAGCAGUGGUGCAUCAUGGAGGAGCAGGAACAACAGCUGCGGGGCUGAAAGCUGCUUGCCCAACGACCAUAGUUCCUUUUUUUGGUGAUCAACCCUUUUGGGGUGAGAGAGUACAUGAUAGAGGAGUCGGCCCUCUACCUAUCCCAGUUGACGAGUUUUCGCUUCCUAAGUUGAUUGAUGCCAUAAAUUUUAUGCUAGAUCCCAAGGUAAAGGAGAACGCAAUUGAACUCGCCAAGGCCAUGGAAAAUGAGGAUGGGGUAACUGGAGCAGUGAAAGCAUUUUUUAAGCAGCUUCCUCAAAAGAAACCUGAGUCUGAUACAGAGCCAUCUACAUCUAGUUUUUUCUCUAUAUGUAAAUGUUUUGGUUGUUCGUGAUCCAUUGCAAGCCGGUCAAACCCAUUACCUUUUUUCAAGCUAUAUGUACAUCCCCAGAGCACUCACUUGUCACAUUGUCAUGUUACUGCAAAAUGCUUCUAUUUAAUUUGAGCUUCAAUAUGUAUGUAAAUUUUCUGUUGUGUGUAUAAUUGAUUUUCUUGGUGCCUGUGUAAUGAUUUUGUUCUUUUUCUGUCUUGCACUAGACAUGUAUCAAUUUUUCACCAUGACCAGAUACAUGUGGUCUAAUAUCCCUGUGUUGAUUAGAAAUAAACGUAUGCUAAUUGGUGUUGGUUUUGUGA
Molecule: messenger RNA, 2742 nt
Organism: Trifolium pratense (red clover)
Lineage: Eukaryota; Viridiplantae; Streptophyta; Magnoliopsida; Fabales; Fabaceae
Product: sterol 3-beta-glucosyltransferase UGT80A2
Exons: 14
Coding region: 572-2443 (623 amino acids)
Biological process (GO): carbohydrate metabolic process
Molecular function (GO): hexosyltransferase activity; UDP-glycosyltransferase activity
Source: RefSeq, a predicted model, not a curated record